This is a messenger RNA of Larimichthys crocea (large yellow croaker), 2274 nucleotides long. RefSeq names its product lactate dehydrogenase A4 (gene ldha). The transcript is spliced from 8 exons. The record is from RefSeq and is a predicted model, not a curated record. Gene Ontology annotation, cellular component: cytoplasm. Gene Ontology annotation, molecular function: L-lactate dehydrogenase (NAD+) activity. Lineage: Eukaryota; Metazoa; Chordata; Actinopteri; Sciaenidae. The coding region runs from base 142 to 1140 and encodes 332 amino acids. Gene Ontology annotation, biological process: pyruvate metabolic process; lactate metabolic process.
UGCGUAACGCUGACCGAGGGGGCCGUCGUUAAAUACGGGAAGACUCCCCCUCCGUGGCACCACUUCUGCGGAAAAGCUGCACUCAGGAGGAGCACACACAUUCCAGCUCGCGUUUCCACGUUUUUAACUCAAAGCCUAAAGAUGUCCACCAAGGAGAAGCUGAUUGGCCAUGUGAUGAAGGAGGAACCCAUUGGCAGCAGGAACAAGGUGACGGUGGUGGGCGUCGGUAUGGUGGGCAUGGCCUCUGCCGUCAGCGUACUGCUCAAGGACUUGUGUGAUGAGCUGGCCUUGGUUGAUGUGAUGGAAGACAAGCUGAAGGGUGAGGCCAUGGACUUGCAGCAUGGAUCCCUCUUCCUCAAAACACACAAGAUUGUGGCAGACAAAGACUACAGCGUGACAGCCAACUCCAAAGUGGUGGUCGUGACUGCUGGUGCCCGCCAGCAAGAGGGCGAGAGUCGUCUUAACCUGGUGCAGCGCAACGUCAACAUCUUCAAGUUCAUCAUCCCAAACAUCGUCAAGUACAGCCCCAACUGCAUCCUGAUGGUGGUUUCUAACCCAGUGGACAUCCUGACCUAUGUGGCAUGGAAGCUGAGUGGUUUCCCCCGUCACCGCGUCAUUGGCUCUGGCACCAACCUGGACUCUGCCCGUUUCCGCCACAUCAUGGGAGAGAAGCUCCAUCUUCACCCUUCUAGCUGCCACGGCUGGAUCAUUGGAGAGCACGGAGACUCUAGUGUGCCUGUGUGGAGCGGUGUGAAUGUUGCUGGAGUUUCUCUGCAGACCCUCAACCCACAGAUGGGAGCUGAGGGUGACAGUGAGAAUUGGAAGGCUGUCCAUAAGAUGGUGGUUGAUGGGGCCUAUGAGGUUAUCAAGCUGAAGGGCUAUACUUCCUGGGCCAUUGGUAUGUCUGUGGCUGACUUGGUGGAAAGCAUCAUGAAAAACCUGCACAAAGUGCACCCUGUGUCCACACUUGUCCAGGGAAUGCAUGGAGUAAAGGAUGAGGUCUUCCUGAGCAUCCCUUGCGUCCUGGGCAACAGCGGUCUGACAGAUGUGAUUCACAUGACACUGAAGUCAGAUGAGGAGAAGCAGCUGGUGAAGAGCGCUGAGACCCUGUGGGGAGUACAGAAGGAGCUCACCCUGUGAAGAGCGCUCCUCUGAAUCCUCACGCUGCGUGGUUGACUCCCUCCUUCUACCAUACCUCCUGUGUCCAAACGGCGAAUGCAACCUCUGAAUAUCUAAAAAGGCAAAGUGUUUGUAGCUAAACCAGUGGAGGCUAGAUUUUACCUUCAGAUAUUCAAACAAGGGUUUCAUUUUCCGUCGCUGCCUCCCAACUGUCCUCCCUCCAUUACUGAAUUCUCGGAAACGCAACACGUACCUUUGGCCUUUGAGAUCAGCCUGUGUUGGAGAGGUUGUAUCUGUUUGUUGUCCUCUCUACACAAGAAAAGCUAGGCCUUUGCAAAUUGACCGUAUAUACUGUAUGUACUGUAUGUUACUGUGCACUGUUGCUUCUUCUGUACACUCCUUGUCUGUAGUUCGUAUUUAUUGUCUGUAUUCUGUGAUUGUUGCCAGAUGGUGUUUUCCACUUGGUAAUCUCUGUUUAUUUUGUAUUUGGAGUACAAUGGAGACAUUCCAUUCUCUAUAAGGAGGGCUUCCUACCCACCUACAGUCAUAACACCACUGCCGCAAAAAUAUCACUGGGCCAGCAUCCUGUGAUACCAAAGUACCUUAGCAUUUAGAAAAGCAAUGCUGCAUCUUCUGGUUGGCAUUGAAGCCUUUGUAAACCAACAGAACCACAAGUGCACUGACAGAAAACAGUGAAAAGUCAAGGUUUGAAGAACUGGCAAGAAGCAACCUGAUUUCAUCUGAAUUAAAGGAGUUGUCAUCAUGGUGACUUGCUAUAACUUUACUCAACAUAGAGAUAGCAGAGAGCCAAUUUGAAAGAGUCAGCUAUGAUCAUGACUGAGGGUCAGAUUAUGAAAUCUAACAGAAGGUAACAAUCCUGAAAAAGGUGUUGCACAGCCUAAAUACCCUCAAAGGUUUUUGUAUUUAUUUUACUCCACCUAACUCUGGGGGGAAAAAGGAUAAAGAGAACAAUGAUUAGUAUUAUUUAUAACUGUUAAUACUGUUAAGAUCUAUUUAUGUAUUAAUGUUACAAUUUUAGAUGUGGUCUAUCAAUCACCUGACUCACUGAGGAACUGUACCCAUCAUGGCAGCUGGAUAUAGAUUUUUAUUUUGCUGUUGCAUCAAAUAAAUCUGCCAGGAUACUGAUACAAGCUU